Messenger RNA from Cloeon dipterum, 2660 nucleotides. RefSeq lists its product as uncharacterized. The record is from RefSeq and is a predicted model, not a curated record. The transcript has 8 exons. The coding region runs from base 1143 to 2660 and encodes 505 amino acids. NCBI's taxonomy places the organism in Eukaryota, Metazoa, Arthropoda, Insecta, Ephemeroptera, Baetidae.
GAGCAAUCCCAUUGUAAAAAAUAUGCUGUUAACUUAAGAACCUUAUUUUUUUAUAUAUAUUUUACUUGAUCACAGUUUUGUGGUGAACCUACCAAAUUAAUACCUCAACUCAAAAAUCUGGCCGAACGAUAUUUGAUUUUUUCAUAAUUUACCCGCAUCUAAUUCGCGAUUUUGAUUUUCCAGUUCUCAACGACUUCGACGGAGAGAUUGGCACAGAGUAUUAAUUUGUAUUUUUAAAAACUAAAAAUCUGUUUCAUAAGGUCGCUACAGAUUUUUUUCCUACUGUUGAUCGCCCGUAGGGGAUGUUCAGAGCAUACGGAAUUGUAUCGCAGAUUCAAGCCGAAGCCAUCCUUACAUACCUGCAACAGAUAGAAGGGAAAUACUAAUUCCGAUGCAUUAAAAAUCACCGAAGUCGAAAAAAUACACCAGAAACAAAAUCUCUAUUCCCCAAGACCAAGACCUCCGCUGGAAUGGUAUUGAAAUUUGGAAUUUUAACUAGUGAUUUUGGACAUUUUUCAGGUCUGCCCAUGCAUUUAAUUAAUAACAGUUCGCAGCGUAUCAAUUAAAUCAAUAUGAUAAUGCCGAGAUGUGGAUUUAAGGAGACGGAAGUUGAAUCAGCGAGUGAAAGAUUUUAAAUCAUUGGAAAUUUCCUGGGAGAAGAUUAACAACGUCGGUAAAAAAGAUGUGAAAACAUACAGCUUUACUUUAUUUUAUGUUAGAUUUUAAGAAGGGAUUUCGACAAACAUUUAUAUCUCCGAUCGUUUGAUUAAUUGCAUGAACCGCGAACCCCACGGUGUUUUUAUUUUACGUUGUACAGAGAGGAUAUAAUAAUUCGAUAGAUCGUCCAAAGCAUGAUUAAAAAGAAGUCAAAGAGUCAAGUUGCCAUGGUUUAUAAAGUUUAAUAAAGGGCAACGAAAUAACUAACACGAUUUUUGCACCUUAAUUUGAAUUAAAUUUCGAUCACUAUAAUUUCAAAAAAAAGUUUAUUUUAAAAAUAAAACCAUAUAUAUGUACUCUAAAAGUUGUGAUCCCGUCACUUACUAUGUAGGAAUUUUCCGUUUUUAUUUCUAUCAUUUAAUCUCAACCUGCGAAACUUCCUUGUGGGCUACUUGAGUUUAUACCAAAUUUAUUUUUAAUUCAAAAUGCAUGGACUACUGCAGAUUUUACCUCUUCUCUUGCUUUUCAACAGUCGUGUAACAUCAGGUGAUUUGAUCGCCAUAAAAAAAGGGAACGAUGUUGUAGCAUGCUUGACAAACAAUUACGCGUCCGCGGUGGCGUUUGUAAAAAAACCAGACGACAGCAAAGAUUUCACUCAAGUUGAUUACUUGGAUGGCAAAGGAGGACCAGUUCCGCUUCAUAAAUAUGACUGUGAUUUGGUCACAGGUAACUGCAGCCACUGGAAUUGGAAUAAACGAAACAGUCAAGGAUGGAGUUUAUCUCGCGAAGUAGGUGACCCGAUCACAGACUUCCGCUGGAAUGAUUUUCCUACGUACUUCUCCAACAGAUCAUCGCAAUACCAAACGUACAAAAUAGGACAAAACGCCCCUUUUCAUUUUUCGAUUCUGGAGAAAAAAAAUGAUCAGGGGGGAAACAAAUGGACUUCACACACAGUUGAAACUGUUGUCAGUAAAAAUUUUACUUUUAAUUUGGAAAGCGAAGCUCAACAGCACAUCAUGCACUUUAAAAGGUCUGCGUGCAAUGAUCAACAUUGUAAAUUAACGCUCAUAUCAAAUGGACCAGGAAUCUUCAAAAUCCACGAAUUUAAUCAAUUAAUUCCUAACUCUGGUUAUUCUUACAUGGAGCUGGAAUUGCCCAAAGGCGCAGAGGGGUUUUGCGUCGACGUUGUUUUCUUCUGCAGCAACGUCAAUAUUAGGGCAUUUGAUUUGGCGAUCACGCAAGGAACAAAACUUUUACAAAAUUUUGCCCAGCUUGCCGACCGUGCCAUUGGCGGGAAAUGGGUAACGAGGAGGUUUGAAAACAAGACGCUGAAUGUUGACGGAAAAUGGAAAGUCAGGCUGACUGCAGGCACGGAUAGAAUCAAAAUUGGAGGAAUCAAAUUCUGUGCGGGAGGUGAUUUCAUCGUAAAACCAAAGGGGAAGAAUAUGGAAAGCUGCCAUUUGUUGGCGGCGAAUGAUUCUAUGUCAACCACGAUGAAAAGAGUGAGAGAAGUCGCUAACGACAAGACAAUUUGUGGUGCACUUGGAGAGGAUUGUUCAGAAUUGUCAGCUUGCCGAGAAAGUGGAGAGUGCAUUGUCUUCACUGGUUUAACACGAAAAAAACAUGCAAAGUCAACCAGUUUAACACAAAUAACGUCCAGAAAAACUACGACAGUAAUGAUUGCUACCGAAACUUCCUCAACAACCAAGCUCAGGGACUUUCAGGGUACCAAAGACAGUCCAGAAUCCUCAGUGAGCCAGAAAACCAAUAAAGUCGGAAUUUCAGACGAACUCCACCAUAUUUAUCUGAUAAUCUGUAACAUGGUCAGUUUCACAAUGUUCCUGAUGAUCAUGUGUCUUUUCCUGAGAAUGAAAACGGUGGAGAAUUCGAUCAAGAAAUUUAAAAGAGAGCUACAGAACAUACCCGAUUCUGCCAAUCUCGAAUUAAACGCUGUGACUUCCGAACCUGACGAUCAUAUUUAUGAUGAUGUUGGACCCUAUUAA